AUGGCAUCUAGUGAGGAAUAUCCUUCGCCAUUAGGAAAUCUACCACUUCAGUCGUCGGCUAAACGGAUUUCCAAAGCUCGUAAAUCUUGUUCCGGAGAUCACCAAAAUUGCAGUCCGGUUAGAAAAAAUCAUAUUGACGACUCAAACAGCAUUAUCUUCACUCCUUCCAUUGAUAGUCGAGAACUUGAUCGUCUAAAAUUCACUAACCCAGGUAGACAGAUGGAAGAACUAGAAGUCGGUUGGUCCGAAGCAAAUAUGACACGGAGUGUUCGCAGACAAAUGACCGUUAAAUCUGGUCACAAAUCAUCAGAUCGGUUGCAUCCGUUAUACGAUUCUCGUGGCCGCCUUUUAGGAACUUUAGAAUAUAAUUGUGAUUGCCUAAAAUCUGAAUGUCCUGGGUGCCAUUUGCCAUGUCGUAGGUGCCAUUCUACGUUUUGUGGAGCAUCAUGUCGAAUUUAUCGAACUUAUCGUGUUAAUGAAGUAAGUUCCUAAUCGUUUCAUAUUAACGUUUUCUUCAUCCGUUGAAAGGUUAUGUUAUUCAAGUUAUUACAAUUUUUAAUACUCUUUUCUAUUAAAUUGUAUUGGAGAGAAGUCUGAUGUUCGUGGAUUUAUCUUCGUCCACAGUUCGUUUGCUAUCGGCAGUUUGAUAGUUGACGUACUCGGAGCUUAGCCUUUUGGCUACAGACGUGGAACCCACCUCAGCUACUAUAGAUCGUAUCACAAAAAAUAUCCCAAUACCUUACAGAAAUUUGUAUUCGAAAGGGGAAUUGCAGGAACUUGUAUUUGAUUAUUGAGUUCCAUUAAUAAAAUUUAUCUUUAUGUAAAUAUCAUUUAGUUAAUACAACUGUUAGUGACAUUAAUGGUUUAAAAUACAGUGCAGUCGUGAUCGGAAUUUCUCUAAUUGAGUUGUAAAGUAGAUAAAACGUAUCUUAAAGAAGCAGAGAAAACUGGGUUGCACGCUUCUUUGUGGGAUUUAGGCUACCCUUAUAAGUAACCUUCAAAAGAAGUCCUUUAACAGCAGAUGAAUAUCUUCCCAUCGCCUGGUUUAUCAACAUAUAUUUCAAUCGUAUCACUGGUUUUAUUGUGUAAUAAAAUCGAUUGAUAAUAAAUAAGCCUUGCUUAAAACUAACAACGUUUAUCUUGUGGUAGUUUAUUGAUAUACUGGAUGACAGUUUUGAAAGUGAAAAGUCAUUGUAUUGACUACUGAACUCAAUUUUGAAAAUAAUUUCUGUUCACAUGUGUUUUUUCACACCCGAUGAUGUUUUGAUUGUUGGGAUUUAGAGUGUGAGCUAUUUUCUAUUGUUUAUAACUUGAUAUUUCUGUUUGACCUGAAAUUUCAAAUUAACGUAUCUUCAUUUCAAUGUGCAUUAAUUGUCCAAAUACUCUAAUAUUCACAAUCAUUUUGUUAUGAAAGUAUUGAGUUAGUUACUAGUUGUGAAAUUCAGAGGAUACUGUAGGUUCAUCUCGUGAUAGUACUAAUCGCAAUUCUAAUUUGGGUAUAUUCAGUUGGAAGUGUUUAAGAAGGAUGAUAAGCAUUUCUUAAAUCUAGAUUUAAACCAUAAGCAAAAUAUGUUUUGACUUAUUAUGUUGAACUGAUAUCAUUAUCAUUAAAUUGAAUCUAGUUCAUGCAAAUUUUCCUACUUGGAGGCUAUUGUUUAUGGUCCUGUAGUGACCUGGUCUUUUUGGACUUCAUCAUUGUUACUGACUUCUCUUUCUCUUUAGCUGGAAAAACUAGCAAAUAGCUGUUACGUUGAGACAGUAACUUGAUAAAUUUACAUGUCUGUACUUACCUAUAUUUUUAAUAAAAGUAAAGGAAUAUUAAACAACUAAAUCUUGGUCUCUAAUUCUAUUAGUUACUUUGUAUUUGUUUGAACAGCUAUUUCUCAACUCUUUUAUCCAUGUACGUUUUAGGUGUUUAUACAAAUAUUUGUUUAUUUGUCUAACAAACUAUCUGCUUGUAUUAAUAUAUCAGAUUAUACUUUUUCUAUCCAUUCAAUAUUAUUGCAUUGGAUUGGACGAUUGACCGAUUGAUUAUUUGGAUUAAUAAUAUUCUGAAUAUAAUAAUACUCUUGUCGUCAUUGUGUUUAUACCACUGUGGUUAUUUUUUAAAUUGGAAAUGCAACUAGAAAUCCGAAGUAAUUGAAUACAAAAAGCACGCCCCAUAUAUUUGUGGCAAUGAGUAGAUUUUUUCCAUGUUAAAGAUUACUCCAAAAAUCCUAGCAUUGCUUUUCAAAGCUGAAUGCUACAGUUAAGUACCUUUGUAUUCAAUCCUAAUUUGACAUAUAUAUACAUAUCACAUCGAAUGUCUGAGACAAAAUGAGUAGAUUAUUCCCUCAUGGUUGUUCAACUGAAAAUAACUAAUGAUUAGAAUCACCAUGUGUACUCCCUUUCGUGCUCGUUAAACUGAAACAUAAUUUCUUACAUUUUUUUGUUGAAAAUUACUAACUUUCAAUAAUAACGAUGGACUACUGAUGUACUGACAUUUCGCAAAAUAUAAAAGCUCACUCAUGAGACUCACUAAAAAUUAACAGUUGUUAGAAAACCGUGUUCAUAUUAUCGGAGAACUCUUGCUUCAAAGUUAGCCAUCCCUUAUCAAAUGAUUUAAAUCGCAGUAUGAAGAAAUACCUUGUAUUGUAUUUGACAUCUGGUAUUUCCCUUCAUUUGGAAAAUCGGUUAAACUGUUUAUCUGACUUCAU
Molecule: messenger RNA, 2696 nt
Organism: Schistosoma bovis
Lineage: Eukaryota; Metazoa; Platyhelminthes; Trematoda; Strigeidida; Schistosomatidae
Source: the annotation of a GenBank genome assembly